AACAUUAUAUUCUCGUAUGCAUGUGUCAAUAUUGGAGUAUGUGUUUUGAAUUGGAACAGACAUCUGCAUAAUUUAAGCAACAUUUGAACUAAUAGAUUGCAUUUUCUACUUGCAGAACAUAUUCUGGUGGUAGCUGAGCAUGGUCCCCUUGUUUACCAGUGUACCACUUGCCAAGUGACAUACAGAGUUGAUGCCAAAAGACCGUUCCUCACUCAUAUGCGUGGCCACAAUGGAGCAAAAAUGCUCCCCUGUUCAUUAUGUGAGAAAAAAAUGAGCAAUUUUACAGUGUUCAUUGACCACAUGCUCAGGCACCAAGGAAUCAAACAGCCGCAGGUUGCGUAUUCUCGAAAACCAUGGGACAGGAAGUGUGAUCUCUGCGGUAAGGUUUUGAAAUCAGCGAAAGCUUUCAAUCACCAUCUGGCAGCUAUGCACGCCAAAGAGAAAUCAUUUAAAUGCGGAAAAUGUGGAAAAUCAUUUGGCGCGGAAUAUAUUCUAAAGUUGCACAUGAAGCGCCAUGCUGAGAAAAAUAUCAUAUGCAAUAUAUGCGGAAGAAAGUUCAUUGAUAUUGCAGCACUUAAAGGUCACAUGGUCAUGCAUACUGGCGACAAAAAGUUCAAGUGCAAAAGUUGCAGUCAAGGAUUUCUGCAUCGUUAUUUGCUAUUAAGACACUACAGAGAAACAAAAGAAUGUGCUAGUAAAGCUAAGGUUGAAAUUGCAAAAUUUGUUUGUGACAUAUGCGGUAAUGAACAUAUCACAAAACGUGGUAUGGAAGACCACAAGGUUAGAGUCCAUGGAAUAACACAAAACACUGCUGAGUUUAAGUGCAACAUCUGUGAUAAAGUCUACUUGUUGGCUAAAGAUCUCCAACAGCAUUUAAGACAGAGUCAUGUGAAGAAUCAUAAGUGCACAAAUUGUAGUAAAUCAUUUGGAACAAGUAGGACAUUGAAACAGCACAUGAGGACCCACACUGGAGAGAAACCAUUUAAAUGCCACCAAUGUGAUAAAACAUUUACACAGUAUGGGAGUUUGUAUAAGCAUAAACGAACACAUAGUAAAGAUGAAACAGAGUCUGUGAAGCUCAAUAUGAAAUACUCCACUGGCUACCAACUUGGAGACACCAAGCCAAGUGUGGUUGCCAUGUCAAGUGGGGACAAUCUCUACCCAGUGAGGAUUAAUCUUAGUACACCAGAGACAGAUCCUAGCAAAGCUUACCAAACAAUGAAUGACCAUGGCAAAUCAGUGUACCCACAAAUCGAGGAGAAUGGCAAAGUAUACCCUGUAUAUAUGUACCCAUCAUGUCCACCUGAUACAAGUGAAUACCAGGGACCAUCUAUAUCAGACAGCAUUACUGCACACCAGUCCCCAUGUACAUCAGAAACAAGUACAAACACAACAUUCAAGCCUUCAAUUCAAGACACGAGCAAGCUAUACUUGGCUCCUGUAUCAGCAUCAAGUACAAUAACAUCAAGCAAAACAUACCAGCAUCCUCCAACACUGGACCCUAGUAAUGCAUAUCCAUCCUGCUCCUCUCAUGAUGCUGCAGAUAAAUCAUAUCCACCAGGAAAUAAACCAUAUCCAGUUAGUUCUGAACUGUUUGCCCCUACCACCUCAUCGAUUGAAGGUAAACCAUACACAUCUCAGGGAGACAUAGGGAAUGUUUAUCCAUCUGUCCAAGACAAGCUCUAUACCCCAGUAGAGCCAACUCAAGGGGGAGAGCAACAACAUCCUGUCUCUCCUGACAAAGCUUACCCUUCACAGUUUUAUCUACUAUAGGAACCAAAACCAACCAUACCAAGGGGACUCAAUCUGAUUGGUUUGAAUUAGAUAAAUGAAUGUUGACAUUGAGGGAACAGAUGGACAACACAGAUAAAUAAAUUAAAUGUUGAUGAUUGUUUAGUAAUUAUUAUCAUUGAUUUCGUAAUCUUGAUAUACACUAACACAUUUUGUGAAAACAUUGCUGAAUAGAACCAUAAAUUGCCAUUUAAUACAUAACAUAGC
Messenger RNA from Owenia fusiformis, 1998 nucleotides. NCBI's taxonomy places the organism in Eukaryota, Metazoa, Annelida, Polychaeta, Sabellida, Oweniidae. The record is from the annotation of a GenBank genome assembly.